UUAAAUUAAAAUGACAAAAAUAAAUAUUAUGCCCUGGUCGUAUUUUGAGAAUUUACCUGCAGUGCAGAAGGUAAAUGUACAGCAGGUUACCUUUUGCUCACAACACAUAUCUAUUAAUAAGUUUCUUCAUACUUAAAUUACUUGUAUAUUAUUAAUUGCUAAAUAUGGUUCAUCAUGGGCAUAUUCUUGUAAUCCUUCUUAUUUUUACAGAUAGUGCACAGGCAGUACAAACAAGUGAUCCAGUAGGUGCGAAUGCCCCAGAUGUGUCAUCUGUUUAUACACAAAGGUUUGCAAGGCUGAGUUAUCUCGUUAUUGAACUUGGAACGAAAGUCAUUAGAACUUUCUUUCUCAAGGAUGUUGUUAGGCCUGGCAUCACUAAUGGUGAGCACAUCACUGAUAAAGAUGCAGUGCUUCGGUUUUUUGGUAAGCAUGAGGUGAUAAGGGAACUUGAGAAACUCAAGAAAACAAAAGUCAUAUUUGCUUCUCAGUGGAAUCUGUUGUACCCUGCCUCUGGUCAUACAGAUGUGGAAACGUUUGACAUUACAUUGCUGGUGUUAUUGAUAAGAAAACUUCACCCAGACAAAGCCAACCUGAAAUGGUCAGCGCUCAAAGAAAAUGCCACUUUACCUUCCUCUCCACAAACAACACAAGGUUUCAUCGACCACAUCCAACGGCUUAAGAAUGUCAGGAACUAUAUACAGCAUUCUGCCACAUUUGGGAUCCAAGACAUGGAGAAAUUCUGCACAAAUUGGGAAAUCGCCUGUGCUUCUGUUCUAGUACUUGGUGCAGAUCCAAAGGAAGUGAAAAAGAUACAGGAAUUCAACUUUAGCAAACAGGAGAUAGAUACAAUAGUGUGUGAAAUACGCAGCUCGGCCGAAGAUAACAAACGGCAUUUCGACAGCAGAUUUGACAGGCUUGAAUUACUAAUAUUUUCCUUUGUACGUGAUGUUCGCUUUGCCAUCUUCUUUGUCGUCCUCAUUGCGUUAGCCAUAAAUUACCAGUGGUGGAUUUAGGUGGGGAGGGGGUCAGGGGGAUCCUGGUUUCUGAAAAAAAAUCACACUAGUAUUCCCCUCUUGAAAUUAGAAUUUUGACUAGCUGAAUUAUAGUUCUAAAUAGAACCGAAUGACACUGUUCUCCCUAUAAAGUAUCAAAUUUUUUCAGUGCCUUUUUAUAUCUCAUGGAACUGAAUCAGUUGCCAGUUUUUCAUGUUACCCGUAGUGCAUUAUACAAGAGGGUAAGAGUGAUUAUGCUAUUAUGUAACAGUGCAUCAAAAUUGGCCAAAACAUUAUUUUGUGCACUUUUUUUCUGUAGUCUGAAUAUUUCACAGUUUAACUUUUGCUGCCUUGUUUCUUGGUGUCUGUAUAUUUGCAAGCUUUGUAUAUUUUUUUAAUUGAAAUGUUGGAAUAUAAGUAAAAGUAAAAUGUCUGGAUAUUAGGUAAGAUUUUUUGAAAAUAUUUACCAGAUUACACAUAAUAUUGCUUAUUGUAAAAACUUCCAAGUCUAAGAUUUCAUUCUAGAGUUUUAUCAUGUCUAUUAAAAAGUUUUGAAGUGCAAAACGUGUUUGCAAAAAUAGUGAAGGUUAUGUCAAUGUAGUAUUUUUAAUAAUUAUCCAUCCAUCAACUAUUAUAGUAGUUUAACUUCAUUUACAGCAUAUUUAUAUUAUAUAUAUCCACUUACUGGUUUGAAAAGCUUACAAAUUUAAGUAAAUAUUGCAAUUUUCAUGAAACUUUUAAAGUUUUUUGUAGAUGUCUGUCAAAUGUGGGUUGAGCAUUUUUUUUUUUUUUUUUUUUGCUCAAAAAUUAGCUUUUAAGCUACAAUAUUCUUAGAAGGUAGCCAUUGUGACUGAACAUAGUUUUGCUUUUGUUGUUUCACAUAUUGAUUUGGGAAGCAACCGUGUGCUGCAGUCAUUGCGUAAAAGAAGUUAUUACAUACAAUGUGUAACAGUGAUUUCAGUAUUUUUUUAUCUACAAAUUACAAUUUCUGAACGUUCCGUGAAUGGGACUCUGCACCAAACAGUUUCAAAUUGUCACCUCAAGUUUGUAAAAGCUGCACUUGGUUGGGAAAUCCAAGAAUGAAAAAAAAAGUUUUAUUCAAGUUUAUCUUUUACUUCAUAUUGUAUCAACUGUAUAUUUAACAUGGACAUAUCACUAAUGAAAGACAGUUUCAAGGUCAGCCAAAUGAAUGUAAUAACUUGCAUUAAUAUAUUAUCAACAAUUUCAUUGUAAUAAACCUAGGAAAACUGACAA
Molecule: messenger RNA, 2246 nt
Organism: Lingula anatina
Lineage: Eukaryota; Metazoa; Brachiopoda; Lingulata; Lingulida; Lingulidae
Source: RefSeq, a predicted model, not a curated record